AUGGAGUGGAACGAAAUAUACUAUUAUAAUCGUGCGCCCCAGAAGAAGCUAUUGAAAACCACCCGUUCUCCAGUGUGUACAAUGGUGGAAUGCAGGGAGAUCCUGAAGAAUGCAUUAAUCGCUGGGUGCCCGUUCCAAGUGCUUGUGUCCCACGCUGAACCGCUAUUUCGAUAUGCAGCUGGACGCAUGCAGGCGGGUGGUACUGAGCCAGCGCUGAACGCAGUAAUUCCCGUUGUCGACAUUUUGUACUGUGCGGCAAAACUGUUUGGGGCUAACAGUCAGAAGGAAAGUUGGUGGCCUGCGCUUACACAUCACAUAGAAGGGGCCAGGAACGGCAACAGCGAGGCGAACAGCAGCAGCAGCUGCAGCAGCAGCAGCAACACGAGGAGCAGCCUUUCAAGCACCAGUAAACCACAUGCAGCAGCAGAGGAGUACCAUUCCCUUGUAUCCGCACAGCAGCAGCAGUUGGAUGGCACGGGAGGUGCGGCCACUGCACAGCGAGAAGCGUCCGCAAAGGGACAGGAAACGCGAGCUACAGGAGAGAUGGCGCAGCCCUACCACAUUCAACAUGGCCACCAGCUCACGGGGGCGUGCGUUUUUUUGCCAACAGAGGAGCAGAUGUAG
Molecule: messenger RNA, 624 nt
Organism: Eimeria mitis
Lineage: Eukaryota; Apicomplexa; Conoidasida; Eucoccidiorida; Eimeriidae
Exons: 3
Coding region: 1-624 (207 amino acids)
Source: RefSeq, a predicted model, not a curated record